AUGGCAAAGAGCGCUCGCUCCAGCACGCGCAAGGCGAACAACCAACGCCUCAAGUCCAAGGUCUUCGGCCCCGUCGAAGCGGCCAGGGCCGAGCGUCUGUCCGCCAAACUCACCGAAAUAGUCUCACAACCUAAGCCAGAAGCCAGCGAGAUGAAGAUCGUGGUUGACGAUGCCGACGAGGAGGUGGCAGCGGCGGUAGCCAAGGUUGACGGAGACGCCACCGUCGCGGGUGUCAGUGACACAGCAAUGGAGGUUGAUACAGGCAAAUCCACCUCGGCAAUCAAGCGCAGCGACAAGAAGCGCAUUGAGAAGCGCAGGAAGACAAGUAAGAUCGUAUUCCCAAAGUACGGGGAUAAAAAUAAGACGAAGAAACGUUAG
This is a messenger RNA of Hypoxylon fragiforme, 378 nucleotides long. RefSeq lists its product as uncharacterized. Gene Ontology annotation, cellular component: preribosome, large subunit precursor. Bases 1 to 378 code for a protein of 125 amino acids. The record is from RefSeq and is a predicted model, not a curated record. Lineage: Eukaryota; Fungi; Ascomycota; Sordariomycetes; Xylariales; Hypoxylaceae. The transcript has 2 exons.